UUUGAAAGCUUCCCCUGUUAACGGCCUUCAGAAAGGUUGUUGGUGCUGGACCGUGGAGACGUAGUGUUUCGAUGCCCUCGGCAGUGGUGGGCAUUACUUGGGGACCCUCUGCGUCUGGGAACUGCCUUCUCCCCCUGCAGCUUCCCUGGUGGGAAGAGAGAGCUUUGGGGCUCUCUGAGCAGAGAGAUAUUCAGGAGAAGGCGCGUUCUUUUUCACUCCCAGAUCCAGUGAGGCAGUAGUGCUGAGCAGCGCCAGGGGAUGGGGGCUGGAUUGUAACAGGAGUCCUAGAGUCCUGAGCUGGGGGCUUGGCAGCUGGCUGGGCUUGGGUUCCAGAGCCGGGCAGCCCCAGGAGAGACUCUUAGCUGGGGGCCGUCUCAGGGUGCAGAGCUGUGGACCUUUGGUCAGAAUGGAGCUGGGGAUCCGUUGUCUAGCAGAGCGUUCAGGACUGCAGACCCUGACUGCCUGGGUACAAGGGGCACUUUGAACCUAUCCCACUGCAGACCUGUCUCCCCAUCUGUAAAAUGGGCAGGAACAGCAGCACCCAGCUCCCCUGUCACAGCAUGCGGUGCGUGCUCUGGGCUCAGGGGUGGUGGCCCAACAGCCCCACCCCAGGUGGCCAGGACCUUGAGAAACAGCAUGUUAAGUGACCCAGCCUUUUCUGAGUACUCAGUCCCACGUCAGGUGUUCAGGGGUCUGAAGGCUACUCACCUGUCCCUGUGCAGUCAGCAAGCCCAGAGGUUUGGGACUGGAUAGAGCCCUUGUUCUGGCAGCCACAACCCACUUGGGGCCUGCCAUCCAGGAUCCUUGGGAGUCUUGGGCCCUGCAUCAGGGCAGGCUAGGGAAGAAUCUACCCAGGGAGCCUUUGUUUUCGGGCAAGGAGGCCAAGCUUGAAUUAGCUCUGACAGCCUUUCUUCAAGCUCACCUUGCCAGGUGUCCUUUGGGGACACCAGGGAAACACUGGGAGGCAGAAGUGGCCCCUGGGGACUGUCUUGUUAGCUGCUGGCAAGUGGCUGAAGAAAUGGAAAUUGGAAGGACUGGUCCCCUCCUCUGUGUCCCCGCUCUCCCCCGUGGCUCCCCUUCUUUCAAGAAGCAUCUGCGCUCCCUGUUUGUCCAUUCCCCUCUUGCUUGUCAUUGGGAGCCCCGGGGGGAGGGGGAGGGGGCUGCAGCUGUGAGGCUUUCCAUCCUGGGACCUGGAUCUGUUCCUCCAGUCACUGUGGAGAUCACCUGCAGGCACCCCAGGGGCCUGAGAGGGAGAGAAGAGGGGUCCUAACUGCACUAUUAAUUCCUACCCCCAGCAGAAGCGGUGUGCUAGAAAACAAGGUACUGAGAGAGCCCCCCUGUAGUUUCAGGUCCCCUCAGACUGGGCUCCCUCGGGUUCACUGUGCUGGGUCCCGGCUCUGGUUGCCCUCCCAUGGCAUUGAGCUGAGGCUGGAGCCCCCUCCCCUCAUUCUGUUCACACCCCUCUUCUGUCCGGAAGCCUUGGCCUUGGCCGGCUCCUCCCUGCGGGCCUCAGCCCUUGCUCCUCUCUUGGGGUGGAGGGUGGUUCCGGCCUUCUGGGGCCUCCAGACUUCCUGCUAACUGCUAGGUCCCCACACUCCAGCGGCAGGUCUGGGAGGGCCCCCAUCCCACACGUCUUUCUCCCAGGAUGCCCUGCCUCCCCCGGUCUCCACCCGGGAAGCUGCUCCUGGCCUUCAUCCUUCCAAAUCCUUGAGACCUGGGACCCCCCCAACAACUGGACCCAACGGCAGGCGGACUCCUCCUCCUCUUGACCUUAACUGCAGGAGGCGCUUCCCGAGGCAGGGCCAUGCUCACGUUCAUGGCCUCUGACAGUGAGGAAGAAGUGUGUGACGAGAGGACGUCCCUGAUGUCGGCUGAAAGCCCCCCACCACGCUGCUGCCAGGAGGCCCGGCAGGGCCUGGAGGACAGAGAGAGUGCUGCCCAAUGGUUCCAAAAUACCCGUGCCCGGCACCGCAGAGCCCACCACGGGGGCGUGCCAUGGCCCUCACCGAGCGGUUUUCCGCAGAGAAGCCAGGAUAGCGAGGAGGACCUCGACGAGGAUGCCGACCGCUACAUGUGCAGUGGGGUCCCCGGGCAGCCAUCGGGCCUGGAGGAGGAGCUGACCCUCAAAUAUGGGGCAAAGCACGUGAUCAUGCUGUUUGUGCCUGUGACGCUUUGCAUGGUUGUAGUGGUGGCCACCAUCAAGUCCGUGCGCUUCUACACGGAGAAGAACGGCCAGCUGCCCUAUGGAGCAGGCAGGGAGCAGAGUCUGCAGCCCGCCAUCUCCCUCAGCAUCUACACACCAUUCACCGAGGACACGCCCUCUGUGGGCCAGCGCCUGCUCAACUCCGUCCUCAACACCCUCAUCAUGAUCAGUGUCAUCGUGGCCAUGACCAUCUUCCUGGUCGUGCUCUACAAGUACCGCUGCUACAAGUUCAUCCAUGGCUGGUUGAUCAUGUCCUCCCUGAUGCUGCUGUUUCUCUUCACCUACAUCUACCUCGGGGAAGUGCUCAAGACCUAUAAUGUGGCCAUGGACUACCCCACCCUGUUCCUGACUGUCUGGAACUUCGGGGCAGUGGGCAUGGUGUGCAUCCACUGGAAGGGCCCCCUCGUGCUGCAGCAGGCCUACCUCAUCAUGAUCAGUGCUCUCAUGGCCUUGGUGUUCAUCAAGUACCUCCCGGAAUGGUCCGCCUGGGUCAUUCUGGGCGCCAUCUCUGUGUACGAUCUCGUGGCUGUGCUGUGCCCCAAAGGGCCACUGAGGAUGCUGGUGGAGACCGCCCAGGAGAGGAACGAGCCCAUAUUUCCUGCCCUGAUAUACUCCUCCGCCAUGGUGUGGACGGUGGGCAUGGCCAAGCUGGACCCCUCCUCCCAGGGAGCCCUUCAGCUGCCCUACGACCCUGAGAUGGAAGAAGACUCCUAUGACAGCUUUGGGGAGCCCUCGUACCCGGAAGUCUUUGAGCCCCCCCUGCCUGGUUACCCAGGGGACGAGCUGGAGGAAGAGGAGGAAAGGGGCGUGAAGCUCGGCCUGGGGGACUUCAUCUUCUACAGCGUGCUGGUGGGCAAGGCAGCGGCCACGGGCAGCGGGGACUGGAACACCACGCUGGCAUGCUUCGUGGCCAUCCUCAUUGGUUUGUGUCUGACCCUCCUGCUGCUUGCUGUGUUCAAGAAGGCGCUGCCCGCCCUCCCCAUCUCCAUCACGUUCGGGCUCAUCUUCUACUUCUCCACCGACAACCUGGUGCGUCCGUUCAUGGACACCUUGGCUUCUCAUCAGCUCUACAUCUGACGGGGCCGGCAGCCAUGGGAGGCUGUCAUGGGGGCCCUCACGUAGUUCUACACUCUAGUGCCAUAUAUUUUUAAGACUUUUCUUUCCUUAAAAAAAAGAAAAAGAAAAGAAGUGUCGUGUUUACUUGGCGAAGAGGAAGAACCAACUUUCUGGUGCUACUGGUUUUGUCACCUGACCAUGGCUCACUGGCUGGAAGCACCGGGAGUUGGUCGGGACGCGCCCUGGACCGCUGGGCCACGUGGGGAGGGUGUGGCGAGGUCACCCACCCCACGCCACAGCCCAGGAUGCUUCGAGGGCCAAGCGAAGGAAGGGACCAGGAGCUCGUGCUCGGGGUGGCACCUAGCACCUGCCCGCGCUGGCAGGAGAAGAAAGCCAGUUUGCCCUGCGUGUAAUGUCCCCAACGCUUUGUCUGUGAUGUCAUCGUUAUUUUAUUACCUUUAGAAACCGAGUCCUGUUCUUGUUACAGCAGUUACUGCUGGGAAGUGGCUUAAUAUCAAUAAAUAGGUGAAUCUUCCUGGAA
Messenger RNA from Mustela erminea (ermine), 3800 nucleotides. RefSeq names its product presenilin 2 (gene PSEN2). Gene Ontology annotation, biological process: membrane protein ectodomain proteolysis; protein processing; intracellular signal transduction. The record is from RefSeq and is a predicted model, not a curated record. Bases 1805 to 3280 code for a protein of 491 amino acids. Gene Ontology annotation, cellular component: membrane raft; neuronal cell body; dendritic shaft. The transcript is spliced from 12 exons. Gene Ontology annotation, molecular function: aspartic endopeptidase activity, intramembrane cleaving. Lineage: Eukaryota; Metazoa; Chordata; Mammalia; Carnivora; Mustelidae.